AUGCAGAACCCUCAAGCCCGGACUAACUUUCUUGCUGGAACUGAUUAUAAUUUUCUCAAGUACCUGAUCUGUAGAUUUUCAUGAAUUUCCUGACGAGAGAAUUUGAUUACUUUUGGGAGUAAUUAUUCCAUGCUGCCAGAUCAAAAUAUAGGGCAUACCGAGCAGAGACAUAACCGAGCAAGUUUCUUUGCCGUGAGAUCUCAGGCUGGAAGGAGGGUUCCGCCGGCGCCACCACAUCUUCAAGCGGUGACAUCAUCCAGGGAGAGGAAGCUGUUCAGUGGGGCGCUGGAUUCCUCAACGGAGGCCCAGAAGGAGCCAUCUUACAACCUGCUGACGUUGAAUCAGCCGCAGUAAAUCCUCUGUUGGCCACCUGCAACAAUGGGUGCGCACCUCUAAUCCCAUCAUCCCUUGACCUUGCUCAGUCUUUUUUUUUUUUUUUUUUUUUCAAUUUUUUAUCCUCGGGCUGGCGUAGAGGUUUACAUAUCCGGCUUUUCUUCCUGAUGGGCCUCAUCAUGUUGGAUAAUCUCGGAUGAAUCAUUAAUCUUCCAUUGCUCUUAUUUUUUCCCUGUCAGGCACGUUGUAAUCUCACCACUCUACUCUGAUUUGAUUUAUUAGGGAUGAACAUGUUCCUCUGCAUGUUGUUAGUCAUCUGGAGCUGGGAGAUUAACUGAAGCUCCUCUCUCUAUUCCAGUUUUCUAGGUCAGGAUGAUAAGGAUCGCCAUCUGUCCAACGAUGCUGCAGAGGCCCUCGGUUCCCACUUAUCCCCAGGGAGCGUGGUCUGGGCUAAGACCGAUUACCAUGAAUGCUGGCCUGCGGAGGUAUGACUUACAUUAAUUUUAUCUAUUUAUUUUAUUCUGUCCCUUUGAAUAUGUAUAUAUAUUCAUAUCAAGACAGGUUAUGGAUGGAAGGACGAUCCUCGACUGUGGCGAGAACCAAUCUGGAGGAUUAGUUCUGAUACAGCUCUAUGGCAUAUAUGAAUAGUAAGUUAUGGUUGCAUAUUUCAAAGUCCUGAGAGCUCUUUAUGAUUUCCAGAUUUAGUGAUUUUCUCUCAUUUCAGUGCCUGGGUCGAUCCGGUGAGCAGCCUGUCGCAGUUUGAUCAUGUGAGUAUACCGCUCCAGUGUUUAUCUCUGCAAUUCAUAGCUAUGGAAGUCAAGAACUGAGACUUUCUGAAGAGAUUGCUCUACCCGCAUCCAAAAAAAACGAGUUUUUUUGUUUUAUUGGAAAUAUUUUCUGGCACCAGCGAUCGUAGAAAUAGAACUUCCAACGUUGAACAAUGCUAUGAUUUAAAGAACUUUAUUAUUCUCUACGAAUAAUUUUAUCUAUAUAGCAUAGUUUCUUCCAAACCAGUGCUACGAGGAGAGGAGCAAAGAUCCCUCCAGAGCAUUCCAAGACGCUCUGAAUCAGGUAUCCCUCUCCCCCAGCUAUCUCGAUGGUUGACUUUCCAUUUUGAUUAAUUCCUCUCUGCCCCGCUCUCUGCUGCGGAAGGCUCUGCGUCAGAAGGAGACGGCGAGCUCCAGCGAGCAGUCGGAUGAAAACUCGGGUGAUUCCCAUCUCUCCUGUGCUUAAUUCAAUGACCCAUUGGGGUAUGUCGAUGGUUGAGAUCGCCCGCCCUGAACACUAAUCGUCUUCUGCAGAUAAAUGGAAUCCCAAGAGCCGUUUCUGGGCAGAGGAGGACGAAGAACGCCGAGGAAAGGGCAAGAGGGCCCGCAAGCCGAAGCUUCAUUUCGAUGUGAGUCAGCCAGCCUUCUUCUUCGCACUGGGUUUCUGCAUGAUGUUUAAGAAUCAGAGGAGGAUGGUUCAAUUCGGCCCUACUUUUCCUGUAUCAAUCUGUUUUCUUCGGCGAUCUCUGUUCUGAGGUGGUCAUUGGAUGCCUUCACAGGACCUGGAAUUUCCGGAGAACUCGGCCAGGAAGCUGCGGCGGAUGAAGAUCAUGCGCCACCUUGGGCUGGUGGCUCCGGCUGGGUCGCCUUUUAAUCGAGCCCAUGGGAGCCGCCGAGCUUGA
This is a messenger RNA of Spirodela intermedia, 2002 nucleotides long. Lineage: Eukaryota; Viridiplantae; Streptophyta; Magnoliopsida; Alismatales; Araceae. The record is from the annotation of a GenBank genome assembly.